Paralichthys olivaceus (Japanese flounder) is the source of this 2527-nucleotide messenger RNA. RefSeq names its product ankyrin repeat domain 46b (gene ankrd46b). Gene Ontology annotation, cellular component: nucleus. The record is from RefSeq and is a predicted model, not a curated record. Lineage: Eukaryota; Metazoa; Chordata; Actinopteri; Pleuronectiformes; Paralichthyidae. Gene Ontology annotation, molecular function: protein binding.
CAGCAGGUGGCGCCGAAGCUUUCGCUGUAGCCUCCAAAUGACCCGAAGUAGAAGGUUAGCGUCAUAACAACAACAACACUGCUAGCGGCGUUAGCUCGAAGGAACGCGACGCGUGUUUGUUUCUGCUGGUCUGGGACUCGUCAACAGGUACGCUGGAAUUUUCUGACACCCACUCGGACAUGUCCUAUGUCUUCAUCAACGACUCGUCGCAGACCAACGUGCCUCUGCUGCAGGCCUGCAUCGAUGGAGACCUGCCCUUCGCCAAGAGGCUCCUCGAGACGGGAUGCGAUCCCAACAUCCGUGACAACCGGGGCCGCACGGGGCUGCACUUAGCCGCCGCCAGAGGAAACGUGGACAUAUGUCGCCUGCUACACAAGUUCGGGGCUGAUCUGUUAGCGACUGAUUAUCAAGGGAACACAGCACUGCAUCUGUGCGGGCACGUGGACACUAUACAAUUCCUGGUGUCCAACGGCCUGAAGAUUGAUAUCUGUAAUCACAAUGGAUCGACUCCUCUGGUGCUGGCGAAGAGGCGCGGCGUCAACAAGGACGCCAUUCGCCUGCUGGAGGGACUGGAGGAGCAGGAGGUGAAAGGCUUCAACAGAGGGCCCCACUCCAAGCUGGAGACCAUGCAGAUGGCUGACAGUGAGAGUGCGAUGGAAAGCCACUCUUUGCUCAACCCCAACCUGCAGAGCAGUGAGGGCGUCCUGUCCAGCUUCAGGACCACCUGGCAGGAGUUUGUGGAGGACCUGGGCUUCUGGCGGGUUCUGCUGCUGCUUGUGGUCAUUGCCCUCCUCUCGCUGGGCAUCGCCUACUACGUCAGCGGGGUCCUUCCUUUCUCCACCAGCCAGCUGGAGCUGGUCCACUGAGGUGGAAGGCAGGGAUGAGGGCGAUGACGAACAAGCAUGGUUUAAGAGGGUAGUAAAAUAAUCAAGUGAAGUUCUACUUUCGACUGUUUGUACCUGACAAACUACAAUUUUUGCUUUAUUUGCAGCCCUGAUCUCAUAUUUUAUGGUUUUGUUAUUAAAUUGUGUUUUAAAACGCAGUGAUGCAAAAGCGCAAAACUCAUUGUCAGCUAAAACAAAUAACAAGGUUGUAGGAUGACUAACAGGAAGGACUAAGAGAGACGAUAUGUUGAAAGCAACACUAUGUAACUUUCACAAAGCAACAGCGUCCACAGCCACACGUGAUUAAUUCUGUUGUCCACAUGUUCGACACAUGCAGAGAGAGAAAACACAUCUGAACGAGGGAUAUUACCCAUGAUCCUCUGCUUCCUGAACCAGGAGAGCUGCGGCUGUAACAAAUCCACCAAACUCUGUUUAGAAUUCUUCAUGUUUUAAAGUUUCCUGCUGAAUAUUGGAGAUAAACUCUGGUUGUUAAUAACGUCUCAGUGUUUUGAACUGAUCACAGUUCAGCUUCACUGAUUGUGACAGUUGAAGCUGUGACUCUCAGUCACUUCUUCUCACAGGAGAUCGAUCCCACUCAGCAGAGUUACAGAGAACAGACGCUCAGGGAGUGAAGGAGGAAACUUUCUCCGUGUUCACACUCAAACAUCCAACUCACUUUAAUCACGCUGCUGGUUUAAGGUAAAAGAAAGUUACAUAGUGUUGCUUUAAUGUUGUGUAACAUGACACCCCUUUGAAAACAACAUUGCAGCGAUAGUUUCCUUUAACACAAUCUUGUGGUCCAGUGAGAAACUGCCACCGUGCUGCUGUCAUGUUUUUAUUUUUUUUAAAACUCACUUUUUCAAGUGCACUAGUAUGCUUAUCAAAAUGUCCCAGCCUAUGCUGAUUCAGUGACACAUCAUGACUUUAUGAAACACCUCCCACUCAUUUCAAACAGCUUCUGAAACUAGUGGUGGAGAAAAUAAUAAUGCUUGUUUUGUGACAUGCCAACAAUGACAUUUCCUGGAAUCAUUUCCUGUUACAAGCUGUAUAUUGGCAACUCUCUUUUUUAUCUUCAAGGUUUUUGUGUUUGUUUGUCCAGUUUCUCCGUCGUGCUAUUUAUCAAAUGUCCACUUUAUUAAUUUCCUUUCAUAUUGUAAGCUUUUGUUAAAAUGCUUCGCCUCUUGCUGUCUUUAACCCAGUUUGCUCUUAAAAUGUCUGCAUUUUUCAUUCAGUUAAUAUCUCAAUUCUGACUUGAAACGGUUUGAUAGGUGAAGAGUUGAUUCACUUGAACUUUUGGAAGGAAACGUAUCGUCUGCAUACGUGCAGUUUAGAAAAGCACCUCGACUGUGUGCCUUUUGAGAGAAAGCUCCGUGUUUCACAACAGCUCAUUGACAUUCCUGCGUGAAGCAUGCAGCAUUUUUGCAUUAAAAUCUACCGCAUUGUUGUGAACGAGACGUAAUGCUUAUAAACUAGGAUUAUGGCAGCAGAUUAAAGGUUAUAACUUGUCCUCUUUGUAUAUUCAUUAAUGUCCUCUGAAUCCAUGUAGAUUUUAUUUGUUGUAGUUUUUCCAGAGUUGAUUUUCUGUGAACAAUAACACAUUUAAAGUGUGGAAAUAAAAUGUGUAUGAAUGAUUGUAAUCUCCA